Messenger RNA from Ochotona curzoniae (black-lipped pika), 1598 nucleotides. It is a transcript of the gene TUFM, whose product is annotated as Tu translation elongation factor, mitochondrial. The transcript is spliced from 10 exons. Bases 64 to 1425 code for a protein of 453 amino acids. Gene Ontology annotation, cellular component: mitochondrion. Gene Ontology annotation, molecular function: GTPase activity; translation elongation factor activity; GTP binding. The record is from RefSeq and is a predicted model, not a curated record. Gene Ontology annotation, biological process: mitochondrial translational elongation. Lineage: Eukaryota; Metazoa; Chordata; Mammalia; Lagomorpha; Ochotonidae.
CCUGCACGCGCACGCGCGGGCUUUCCGGGCGCCGGUAUCCCCGGGGGCGCGAGGCCGAGCACCAUGGCGGCCGCCGCUGCCCUGCUGCGCGCGACACCCCGCUUCAGUGGUCUCGGCGCCAGCCAGACCCCGUUCCUGCAGGGUCUGUUGCGGCCACUGCAGGCCCGGGCAUGGCCGGUGUUGUGCCGCGGCCUGGCGGUGGAGGCCAAGAAGGCGUACGUGCGCGACAAGCCCCACGUAAACGUGGGGACCAUCGGGCAUGUGGAUCACGGCAAGACCACACUGACCGCGGCCAUCACCAAGAUUCUGGCUGAGGGAGGCGGGGCCAAGUUCAAGAAGUACGAGGAGAUUGACAACGCCCCCGAGGAGCGCGCCAGGGGCAUCACCAUCAACGCAGCCCAUGUGGAGUACAGCACGGCUGCCCGCCACUAUGCCCACACGGACUGCCCGGGGCACGCAGAUUAUGUCAAGAACAUGAUCACUGGCACUGCCCCCCUGGACGGCUGCAUCCUGGUGGUGGCAGCCAAUGAUGGCCCCAUGCCCCAGACCCGCGAGCACCUGCUGCUGGCCAAACAGAUCGGGGUGGAGCACAUCGUGGUGUACGUGAACAAGGCCGACGCCGUCCAGGACUCGGAGAUGGUGGAGCUGGUGGAGCUGGAGAUCCGGGAGCUGCUCACCGAGUUUGGCUAUAAAGGGGAGGAGACCCCUGUCAUCGUGGGCUCUGCGCUCUGUGCCCUCGAGCAGCGGGACCCGGAGCUGGGCGUCAAGUCCGUGCAGAAGCUGCUGGAUGCCGUGGACACCUACAUCCCUGUACCCACCCGUGAUCUGGAGAAGCCUUUUCUGCUGCCCAUCGAGUCUGUCUACUCCAUCCCUGGCCGGGGCACGGUUGUGACGGGGACGUUGGAGCGUGGCAUCCUGAAGAAGGGGGACGAGUGUGAGUUUCUUGGACACAGCAAGAGCCUCCGCAGUGUAGUGACAGGCAUUGAGAUGUUUCACAAGAGCCUCGAGAGGGCAGAAGCAGGGGACAACCUCGGGGCCCUGGUCCGGGGCCUGAAGCGAGAGGACUUGAGGCGCGGUUUGGUCAUGGCCAAGCCGGGUUCCAUCCAGCCCCACCAAAAGGUGGAAGCGCAGGUUUACAUCCUCAGCAAGGAGGAAGGUGGCCGCCACAAACCCUUCGUGUCCCACUUCAUGCCUGUCAUGUUCUCUCUGACUUGGGACAUGGCCUGUCGGGUCAUCCUGCCUCCAGGGAAGGAGCUGGCCAUGCCCGGGGAAGACCUAAAGCUCAGCUUGAUCUUACGGCAGCCAAUGAUCUUAGAGAAAGGCCAGCGCUUCACCUUGCGAGAUGGCAACCGGACCAUCGGCACGGGCCUGGUCACAGACACACCGGCCAUGACCGAGGAGGACAAGAACCUCAAGUGGAGUUGAGUCUGGACUGCACUGGUGCUCGUGUUGAGGGCUGCCCUGGCCAGUGUCCCCUCCUGCUUCUGGUGCCCCAUGUGGGUACAGGCUGUGACCCAGCUGAGCACAGCUAUGGACACUUACCCAGAGGGCGGGUCUGCCAGGUGAGGUGGGCCAAUAAACUGUUCUGUGAAUAGUAA